AUGGUGCAUGCUCAACAAAUUGAGAGGACUAGGCUUAAAAGGAAAAAUAAGGAUGACAAAAGGGCAAGGCCCUAUGAUGAAGGUAACAAGGAUAGGGUCUAUAACCCUAAGCCUCAAGGGGUAAAAGGUGGUGGUUUACAAAGUGAGAAACCCAAUUGUGCCAAAUGUGGCAAGAGGCAUAUGGGUAAAUGUCUAGUGGAAACGGAUAAUUGUUUUAGUUGUGGGAGGAGUGGUCACCUGGUGAAAGAUUUCCCCAUGUCCAAGACUCAAGGAAGGGAGAGUUACCAAACACAAGCAAGUGGUCUUAAUUGUGAUGCUCCUCGGAAGAACCACUUUUAUGCUCUCAAUUCUAAGGGUGAUCAAGAGGAUUCUCCUAAUGUUGUUACCGAUAUGUUGCAGGGGUCACAGAGUAGAAUUCGAGAAGACAGGUUGGAAAUCGGCACGUUGGGCCAUUUGCGAAAAACCCUUCAUCGCCAAAAGAACUCGGUGACUCACCAAUAA
Solanum pennellii is the source of this 501-nucleotide messenger RNA. RefSeq lists its product as uncharacterized. The transcript is spliced from 3 exons. NCBI's taxonomy places the organism in Eukaryota, Viridiplantae, Streptophyta, Magnoliopsida, Solanales, Solanaceae. Bases 1 to 501 code for a protein of 166 amino acids. The record is from RefSeq and is a predicted model, not a curated record.